AAGAAAUGUUGGAGGUAAGUUGGUGAGAUUUGACUCUUGAAGGCAUUUGGUGAGUCUUUAAACAGACUGUGCUGCUCUUGGCCGUCUCUCUCUCGCUGUUGUUCUGCACGGCAGAUCUCCUAGAGCUUAAAUUUUUCGUUUGUCUCGCGGGGUAGAAAGGUCGAAGAUUUUAUUCGAGACGGAUUUGGAAAAGGAAAAGCAACAACCUGGUAAAAAGUCGACUACACUGCCAAUGGACCUCGUCAAUCACCUCUCCGACCGGCUCCUCUUCGCCGUGCCCAAAAAGGGCCGCCUUCAAGCCGCGACUCUGGACCUUCUAACGGGAUCCGAUAUUCAAUUUCGGCGAGAAACCAGACUUGACAUCGCCUUAGUGAAGAAUCACCCGCUCGCACUUAUUUUUUUACCCGCCGCGGAUAUCCCUACGUUUGUGGGUGAGGGACGAGUCGAUCUUGGGAUUACGGGACGCGAUCAAGUCGCCGAGCAUGACGCCCAUCUGGCCCUAGGUGAGGAAUCGGGCGUGGAGGAAGUCAUGGAUCUUGGAUUUGGGAGGUGUCGGUUGCAAGUUCAGGUCCCCGAGAAAGGCCCUAUACAAGAUGUGAAGGACCUGGUCGGCAAAAACAUCGUGACCAGUUUUACAGGACUUGCCGAGGAUUACUUUGCACGUUUGGAAGGCAUGGGCGGACGCAAGGAGAGCAUAAAUGGCACAGCUAGCCCGAUUCCGAAGCUGAAGACGAAGAUCAAAUUUGUGGGCGGCAGUGUGGAAGCAGCUUGCGCACUAGGCGUGGCGGACGGCAUCGUCGACCUUGUUGAGUCCGGGGAGACGAUGAGAGCGGCCGGCCUCAAGGCGAUCGAAACGGUGGUCGAGAGCACGGCCGUCUUGAUCAAGUCGAAAUCCGUCUCGAACGAGCAACUUGUCAACAAGAUCGCCGCGCGGAUACGAGGAGUCAUUACGGCGCAGAAAUAUAUCCUGUGUCAGUAUAACGUGCCACGAGCAAAAUUGGCGGAUGCGACCAAGAUCACCCCGGGCAAGCGGGCCCCCACGAUAACAGCGCUGGAGGAACCGGACUGGGUGGCGGUGAGUUCGAUGGUCGAAAAGCAGCGCAUUGCAACGGUCAUGGAUGACUUGACGGGAGUGGGCGCGACAGAUAUUUUGGUGUUGGAUAUCGCAAAUUCCCGGACAGGCUGAGACGGCGGCUCGACGGGAAUGGAGGCGGAGCAAUUCAGCGGCGCAAUGACAUAGAGGAAUGCUUCGAGACAGGGCAAGUUGGCGAGGGAGGCACGCAUUAAAAUUUGAGGACGGGAGACCAACUAUGAAGGCCUCCUGCUCCAACGACUAGGCUCAUGAAGCCAUCUUCAGAGGUUAGAGGGCAAUGCUAGAAAACGGAUAUUUUACAUAUGCAUACAAAGCUGAGCUUGUCCCUGCUGUGCGGGCAUGACAUAAGUACCAGGUAUGCUCUAUGUAAGCCAC
Messenger RNA from Cladophialophora immunda, 1468 nucleotides. RefSeq names its product ATP phosphoribosyltransferase. The record is from RefSeq and is a predicted model, not a curated record. Gene Ontology annotation, biological process: L-histidine biosynthetic process. Bases 233 to 1186 code for a protein of 317 amino acids. The transcript has a single exon. Gene Ontology annotation, molecular function: ATP phosphoribosyltransferase activity; magnesium ion binding. Lineage: Eukaryota; Fungi; Ascomycota; Eurotiomycetes; Chaetothyriales; Herpotrichiellaceae. Gene Ontology annotation, cellular component: cytoplasm.